GCGGGCCGUCGCAGCAUCAGAAUCCGAUUUCAUCGACCAGCAACAAGCUCUACUAGCAUCAUCAUGGGCGCCUCUGCUUCGGUUGAAAACGCUGCGUACGACCCGGCCAAGUUUGCCAAGUCCAAGGAGAUUAUGGGCAGCAGCUGCGACGACGCAGACAAGUUCAAGCAGCUCAAGUCGCUCUGGGAAGGCAAGGAUGAACCCAAGAAGGAAGAGAAGGAAGCCCCCAAGGAGGCCAAGGAAGCCCCCAAAGAAGCCGCCAAAGAUGCCCCGAAAGAAGCUGCGAAGGAAGCCCCCAAGGAAGCCCCCAAAGCGGCUGCUACAGAGAGCGCGAAGGAAGCCCCGAAAGCAGCUGCCACAGAGAGCGCGAAGGAAGCCCCGAAGGAAGCCCCGAAGGAGGCUGCAAAGGAAGCCCCGAAGGAAGCCGCAACGGAAGCUGCAAAGGAAGCUGCGAAGGAAGCACCCAAGGAAGCUGCGAAGGAAGCACCGAAGGAGGCGGCCAAGGAAGCGCCGAAAGAAGCCAAGAAGGAACCGUCGCCCGAGCCGGCCGCGACGCCUACCAAGGAGCAUACACACACCAAGGACUGCCACCACGAAGAUGCGAAAGCCGAGGGUCAUGCCAAGCCUGCCGACCCCAAGUAGGAAAUACAGUAGCAAGCAUUAACUAGUAACUCACUAGUACGAAAAC
Messenger RNA from Saprolegnia diclina VS20, 688 nucleotides. RefSeq lists its product as hypothetical. Lineage: Eukaryota; Oomycota; Saprolegniomycetes; Saprolegniales; Saprolegniaceae. The transcript has a single exon. Bases 64 to 642 code for a protein of 192 amino acids. The record is from RefSeq and is a predicted model, not a curated record.